Molecule: messenger RNA, 743 nt
Organism: Vicugna pacos (alpaca)
Lineage: Eukaryota; Metazoa; Chordata; Mammalia; Artiodactyla; Camelidae
Gene: SRP14
Product: signal recognition particle 14
Biological process (GO): SRP-dependent cotranslational protein targeting to membrane
Cellular component (GO): signal recognition particle, endoplasmic reticulum targeting
Molecular function (GO): endoplasmic reticulum signal sequence receptor activity; 7S RNA binding
Source: RefSeq, a predicted model, not a curated record
UUGGGUGGAAGAGAGGUGCAACCUAAUAGCGGAAGCCCCGCCCAACCGGGGUGAAACUUCCGGCUCCAAACGCUUGGGCCUUAUGCUGACGGAGCGGAGCCAGCAGCGCCGGGAUGGUGCUGCUGGAGAGUGAGCAGUUCCUGACGGAGCUGACCAGGCUGUUCCAGAAAUGCCGGUUGUCGGGCAGCGUGUUCAUCACCUUGAAGAAGUAUGAUGGUCGGACUAAACCCAUUCCAAGGAAAGGUUCUGUGGAGGGCUUUGAGCCCUCAGACAACAAGUGUCUGUUAAGAGCUACUGAUGGGAAGAAGAAGAUCAGCACCGUGGUGAGCUCCAAAGAAGUGAAUAAGUUUCAGAUGGCUUAUUCAAACCUACUGAGAGCUAACAUGGAUGGGCUGAAGAAGAGGGACAGAAAGAGCAAGAGCAAGAAGAGCAAAGCAGCACAGUGAAGGGACCCAGACUUCCUGCUUUCACCAACUAACCACUUAAAUGCUGUUCUUUUGGUUUUACUUUUGGCCACAAAGCUGGGUUUCUGAUUCCCAUAUAAUAACUUGUCACGUGAGAUUAGGGUCAUCUUUGGAUGGAAGAAGAGCUGCAGUGUUUACACGGUAGUUGUAAGAAACCAGUCUAUUUUAGAGCUGGCUAAGUGGUCUGUGUUGCAUGGUCGUAUAUUCUUGGAUUAUAGUUUAAAGUCUCUGUAGCCACCUAUGAAGAGGACUAUAUCAUUAAACCUGUAUUUAUCAGCA